AUGGCCGACCCGACCGCGCAACCGCCCGUCGAGGCAGCAGCACCGCCUGAGGGAGAAGAAGAACAGACCACGGCCACCACGACCUCGAGCAAAAAGAACUGGCCGGCGCCGUAUUACUACGAGAACGGGCUGAGACGCGUCAAACCGUACCAUUUCACAUACAAUACCUUCUGCAAGGAACGGUGGCGCAAUCGCGAGUUGGUCGAUAUCUUCAUUUCGGAACAAGCACUCAUCGACGGAAAAGUGACGGUCGACAAGAAAGCCGUGGGCCCGCACCACAUCGUCAAGAACGGCGAAGUGAUCUCGCAUACCCUGCAUCGCCAUGAACCGCCCGUCACGGCCAACGAGAUCGGCGUCGUCCACGAAGACGACGACCUCUUGGUCAUUGACAAGCCGGCCGGUGUCCCCGUGCACGCCGCCGGUCGGUACUACUAUAACUCAAUCAUUGAGAUCCUGCGCCACCAGCAUAACAUCGACUGGACGCCGAGGCCGUGUAAUCGGCUCGAUCGCCUGACGUCGGGGGUCAUGUUUAUCGGGAAGAAUCCGAAAGGCGCGGAGAAGAUGGCGGGGAAGUUGAAGCAACGGACUGUGCAGAAGGAGUACGUCGCGAGAGUCAAGGGGAAGUUUCCCGACGGGGUGGUUAUCUGUGAUCAACCGAUUAUGUCGGUUAGUCCGAAGGUCGGGUUGAAUCGUGUCAGAGCCACGGGGAAGGAAGCGACUACGAAGUUCCGCCGGUUGGCGUAUUAUCCGCCCCCGAUGGAGGGACAGUUGUCGGGUCCUCGGCCAGCCUCGCGCGAUGGGGACGGGAGUCGACCCGCGACGCCGCCGCCGAUGCUCUCGAAUGAGACGGAGGGAUACAGUAUCGUGCACUGUCUGCCGCUAACGGGUCGCACGCAUCAGAUCCGCGUGCACUUGCAGUUCUUGGGCCACCCGAUCACGAACGAUCCGAUCUACUCGAACCGGCGCGUGUUUGGGCCGGAGCUGGGCAAGAUGGAGGAGGGCGGGGAGCGCGACGACGAGAUCAUCGAGCGGUUGAAUACGAUGGGCAAGACCGGGACGCCGGACACGGUGAGCUACAAGACGCAUUUCACUGCCGCGCCGAUGGUUCCGCCGGGCACCGACUCGUCCGUGGUCGAGCAGAUUAUGUCCAAGGAGCACGAGGACGCCGUGGCUCGGUAUCAUCAGCGCAAGGGGGAGAUGCUGUCCGGCGAGACCUGUGACGUCUGCGGCACUGAACUCUAUACUGAUCCCGGCCUGCAUGACCUGGGUAUCUUCUUGCAUGCCGUGGCCUACUCGGAUAACGAGGGCGAGUGGAAAUAUCGUAGCAAGAUGCCGCAGUGGGGACUGCCGCCGGCUGGAUUGGAUGGGCCUCGCGAGGUUCCCGAUUGGAUCCCUGUGCCGCCGGAAGAAGAGGUGGUGAUCGGACAUGGUACGAUUCCGGAGGGAUUGGACGGCGAGGAAACCAACGUACCGGCUCUGGUGAGAGGUGUGGGCUUGGUGGAUAUUUCAUCGGCGAGGCAGCAGCAGGAGCAGCCGGCGGAGGCGGGGGUUUAA
Molecule: messenger RNA, 1554 nt
Organism: Aspergillus affinis
Lineage: Eukaryota; Fungi; Ascomycota; Eurotiomycetes; Eurotiales; Aspergillaceae
Product: pseudouridine synthase family protein
Exons: 2
Coding region: 1-1554 (517 amino acids)
Biological process (GO): pseudouridine synthesis
Molecular function (GO): RNA binding; pseudouridine synthase activity
Source: RefSeq, a predicted model, not a curated record